This is a messenger RNA of Stylophora pistillata, 2524 nucleotides long. RefSeq names its product protein white. NCBI's taxonomy places the organism in Eukaryota, Metazoa, Cnidaria, Anthozoa, Scleractinia, Pocilloporidae. Gene Ontology annotation, biological process: transmembrane transport. The record is from RefSeq and is a predicted model, not a curated record. Gene Ontology annotation, molecular function: ATP binding; ATP hydrolysis activity; ABC-type transporter activity. Gene Ontology annotation, cellular component: plasma membrane.
CUCCUUGUUUUAGUAUUCACGGGAAAGCAAAAACUAGGACUAACGGUCGUAGUUGUACUGAUGGAUGGCGGUGUCAUGCGGCGUUUAAACCUAGUGUCUACACAAACCAGACUUACCUCGGCUGUCAAUACCCUUAUCUGAAGCUAGCAGAGGGUUUAUGCGUGACGCGUGAUUAGACUUAUAAGAUGAUAUGUGAUGCGUGAAGUUAUAAACGUGACCAACGACUUUUAACUUUCAUACGGGAAACCUCAGACUUUCCUUGCACACAAGAAAAGAGAAAAAAUUGUGUGAUUCUGCGAUGACCUUCUGAGUGGACUUAGGUAACAUGAUAACGCUGUUGAAAAGUUGGCUUAACACGGGAAGCUCACAGCACUCACCAUCUCAUCUUCCAGUUCGAAACAUGGGUGACAAUGGCCGGUCUCGAUCGCUUCUUCACGGUAGAAAAGGCUCUAAAUCUCGAGGUUAUUCGACUUUCGAUCCUGGAGGAUCAAUAGACAGUGGAGUUCUAACCACCGAAGAGCUUGACAGAAAUUCUAAGGGGAGGAAACCAAAGACUUCAGCAAUUGAAGACGGAAGGGAGAGUGUUUCAGUUUCGUGGGAAAACAUCGAUGUGUUUGUCGAGCUACCCGGACCUUCUUUCUUGAAACGUUUGUGUUUUAGAACAGGAGACAAUGAGAGGCCGGCAACCAAGCAAGUUCUUUUCAAUGUGAGCGGCAUGGUCGAAGCUGGUACUUUGUUAGCUGUUAUGGGAUCAAGCGGAGCAGGGAAGUCCACCCUUAUGAAUGUAUUAGCUCAUCGUAACAUCAGCCAGGUGGAAGUAAGGGGGACUGUGAAAGUCAAUGAUCGUCCAAUCGGAGCCGAGAUUAACAGCAUGUCUGCUUACAUUCAACAAGAGGAUAUCUUCAUUGGAUCUCUAACUGUUCGAGAACAUUUGACGUUUCAGGCCUUUUUGCGCAUGGGAAAGAACGUUCCUAAAAGGCAGCGGAUUGAACGUGUCGAGGAAGUGAUACUUCAGCUUGGACUCACAAAGUGCGCUGACACAUACAUUGGAAUACCAGGACGGCUGCGGGGGAUCUCGGGAGGAGAAAAGAAGAGACUUUCAUUCGCCUCGGAGGUCAUCACUGACCCGCCAUUGCUGUUUGCUGAUGAACCAACCUCAGGACUUGAUUCAUUCCUGGCUCAGAGUUUAGUAACAGCACUGCAGCAGCUUGCAGCUCAGGGAAGGACAAUCAUCUGCACAAUCCAUCAACCAUCCUCUGAUGUAUACGCCAUGUUUGACAGCAUCUUGUUACUGGCAGAAGGAAGAACAGCCUACAUGGGUUCUAGAGCUGACGCAAUUGAGUACUUUGAACGUCUGGGUUACCCCUGUCCAGUCAAUUUUAAUCCCGCUGAUCACUUUAUUCAUACUCUGGCUAUCGUGCCUGGUGAUGAGGAAAACUGUCACACAAGGGUCAAGGAAAUCUGUGAUGCCUACAGGGAGAAUAGCACUGACUCUUCAGAAGCCUUAGAAAAACAAGACUCUUUCAAAGAUGACGUUUACACACGUUCACCGUACAAAGCAUCUUGGUGUCAGCAAUUUCGCUCUGUAUUUUGGAGAUCUUGGCUGACCAAUAAUCGAGAUGUCGUGAUUUUUAGAAUCAGACUUUACCAAAGUAUAGUAAGUGACGAUUACUCACGAACUGAACCUUACAGGUUAAGUGCAUUUAAAGCAAUUCCGGGAGAUAAGACUUUCCCGGAAGAGCUUUCUGUGUUUUUACGGGAACACCAUAACGGCAUGUAUCGUUCUGAUGUCUACUUCUUGUCCAAGACCACUGCUGAGGUGCCUUUGUUUUUAGUUAAUCCUCUCUUCUUAAUUUCUAUUGCUUACUGGAUGAUAGGUUUGCGUCAACAAAUACUCAGGUUUCUCUAUGCAUACGGAAUCUUUGCUUUGAUCAGUAUGGUGGCUGUAUCCUACGGUUACACUGUGUCCACGCUUUCCCCGACAGUAGCGGUGGCCUCAGCUAUCAGUGCACCCUUACUUCUUCCUCUGUUGUUACUAGGAGGCUUCUAUGUCAAAAACACGACGAUACCAGUAUGGCUUUCUUGGUUGCAAUACGUAUCAUGGUUCAACUAUGGAUUUGAGGCCAUGCUUGUCAAUCAAUGGGAUGGUUAUGGUGGUAAAAUUUGUUCUGGGAAAAAUAAAACAGAUUGCAUCAGUGGAGACCAAGUUCUUAAUGACCUCGGCGUAAACAAGGAUAACGGGCUUAUAGACAUCUACGCAUUGCUGGCACUCACGAUAGGGUUCCGUUUCAUCGCGUAUCUAUUUCUAUUGAAGAAAGCUUACAAGAAACCCUAAUCAACGAAAUCAACAAAGGCGUGUAUGCUUAACAGAAAAGCCACGUCUUCUUUUACAGACUAAAUAAACGAUGUUCUUUCACUGAAAGUAAAAUAUAAAGUAAAGCAAAACAGCCACGUUUGUUAAUAAAGUGAAAAGUUCAUCAGUUAUUUAGUUGAAAAGUCAAUAAAUAAAUAAAUAAAGAACUAA